UACUGAAGACCCAUACAACAAGUAGUGGACUGAAAACACGUCGCGCUUCGAGUUAUCGCGAUAUUUGCUUCCGUCAGCUGACAUGAUUGUAGUCCUCAUUCCUCCAAGUACUCAGCUCAGGGAGGAGCGCAGCAACAUAAUACGAGUUCCUGAAACAAACAUGAUAACCGCUAAACAUCGAAAGUUUAACGUGGAUAUUUGGAUGAUAAACCACUGAAAAUAUGGAGCAUAUUAUAACGCCAAAGGUGGAGUAUGUGAAACUACUGAACAGGUACUCUGAAAAGAAGUCAGCUCUGGGCACUCUCUACUUGACCGCUACUCACCUUAUCUAUGUGGAACAAACUAACAUCACACGCACAGAAACAUGGGUGCUGCAUCAUCACAUCAUGUCGAUAGAGAAGCUUCCAUUAACUGCAUCCGGUUGUCCGCUCCUGAUCCGCUGUAAAACCUUCCAGCUGCUUCAUCUGUUGUUCCAAAGAGAGAGAGAUUGUCAGGAUGUCUAUCAGUCACUUCUGCGCCUGUCUCAACCAGUCAAAGAAGAGGAGCUGUAUGCCUUUCUCUUUAAUCCACACCAAAACGAGGAGGACAGGAGACAGGGUUGGGAAUUUAUCAGUGUGGCGAACGACUUCAGCAGGAUGGGUCUCUCCAAUGAAUAUUGGGAAAUCAGCCACCUCAACAAGAAUUUUGAGAUCUGUAGCACUUAUCCAUCUAUCCUAGGACUCCCUAAAAAUGCCAGUGUUGCGGUAGUAACAGGCAGUGCCAAGUUUAGGAGCCGAGGGCGAUUGCCUGUCCUGUCUUACUAUCACAAAGAUACUAAGGCUGCGAUCUGUCGCUGCAGUCAGCCUUUGUCGGGUUUGACGUCUCGCUGUGUGGAAGACGAGCAGAUGCUUCAGGCCAUCAGCCAAGCGAACCCCAACUGCCCUUUUAUAUAUGUAGUGGACACACGGCCUAAGUUGAACGCAAUGGCCAACCGUGCAGCAGGUAAAGGCUAUGAGAAUGAGGACAACUACUCCAAUAUCAGGUUCCAGUUCCAAGGAAUCGAAAACAUCCACGUCAUGAGAAACAGCCUACAAAAAUUGCUGGAGGUGUGCUCUAUGAAGUCUCCUUCCAUGAGUGACUAUCUGACAGGUCUGGAGAACUCUGGCUGGCUGAGGCACAUCAAAUCUGUAAUGGAUGCAGGCAUGUUCCUCGCCAAGGCUGUCUGUGAAGAGAGGGCGAGCGUGUUAGUGCAUUGUUCUGAUGGUUGGGACAGAACGGCUCAGGUGUGCUCUUUGGCUUGCAUACUGCUGGACCCAUACUACAGAACUAUUAAAGGCCUCAUGGUUUUAAUAGAAAAGGAGUGGAUCUCUUUUGGUCAUAAAUUCAGUCACAGGUGUGGCCAUCUGGACACCGACCCCAAAGAAGUGUCUCCGGUCUUCACCCAGUUCCUGGAGUGCGUGUGGCAGCUGUCUGAACAAUUCCCCUGUGUGUUUGAGUUCAACGAACGUUACCUAAUAGAAAUACACAGUCAAGUCUUCGCCUGCCAGUAUGGAAACUUCAUCGGCAACUGUCAGAAAGAGAGGCUGGACAUGAGGUUGCAUGAAAAGACGUUUUCCUUGUGGCCACAUCUUCUGAAGAACCAGCAUCUGUAUCGAAACCCCUUGUACCGGCGUUCAUUAGAGAGCACAGUUCUGAGACCCAGCACUUUACCACUGCACUUCAAGUUCUGGUGUGGGAUGUAUAACCACUAUGACAGAGGCAUGCACCCAAAACAGUCUGUUCUAGACCAGCUGCUCUCCCUCACACAGAAGCAGGUGGAAGGAGAGAGAACCAUGACUGAAUUACAGCGACAGCUGGCUGUUGCAGAUGGAGUUCUCCCCGAUCCAUCCGGACCAAUCAACACACCUGCGGAACAGGACAGUCCAAGCGAGAAGACGCCCACCGCUCCUGUCCUCCAAUCAAAUGGAAGCUGCGCUCCUUCGAUUAAUGGAGAUGCAAAGGAGGCGGGCCCAGGAGCUGAGAAGUGCAAUGAGAAAGAAGGGGUGGAGCCAGGAGCCACCGAACACGAUCUAACCUCCUCUGAGGACAAACCUGUUUCUGUGGAAACAGAACAUUCCAAAGAGGAGGUACAAGAAUCCUCUUGAGUCUCCAUAGUAACAGAACGGACAUUUUGACUGAGACCCCAAAGAACAACUGUCUGGAUUAUUGGAAAAAUCCAUAAAGUACUGUUUCCACAGCUGAAGCUGCAGUAUGCCAGUUUGUGAUUGUUUAUAUUGCUGUUUAUUAGAUUUCUCGAGAACUGGCUAGAUUCUUGUGCCCUGUUAUAUCUGUUCUGAAUAUUUCUGCAAUGUUUUUUGUGGACCUCAUUGUGUUUGAUGCCCUUCAGAUCAUGAGGAUUGAAGCUACAUGCUUUGAUCGUAGGCACUUAGAAUAAUCUACAUUUCGUUUUAAAUGCCGAUCUGAUCAAAUUUGGCCUUAUUCAUUGUAUUCACUUGUGUAGUACGUUUGAAAGUACUAAAUGUGAAAUUCAUGUUGAUAAAGGGAACAUAUUGUUAAAGCAUGGAUCAAAUUGAUUAUCAGUUUUUUGCGAAAGGGCCUAGUAUUAUUUUUGUGGUCUUCCUUAUUGCAAACGCUGUUAGUUUCGCGUGAAAAGUAACACUGCUGAAGUGCUGCUGAUUGAUUGCAAUAGGAUGCCACAUUGUUUGCGCCACGCUCUAAUGCCAAACAAAUAAUUUGAUGCACAUAAAAAAUAUUCUAGGAAUAUUACUUAUGGCCUUUUAAAUUACAUAUAGUUUUGCAAAGCAAUAUUGUUUUUAAUGAUGUCUACUGGAUGUUUAUUUCUCACGGAUGUGGGAAAGUUUUGACAGCUUUGUUCUAAUAUUCAACUUCUUGAACCCUGGCUGCUAUGGAGCUCCAGACAAGUUUUUAUUAUUAUGUGAAAUGCAAAACCAAUGUUUAAAAAUGCCUCCUUUAUUGAGAAGCAUUUGUUUACAUUAUUAUUAUUUUUUUUGAUUAAAUUAGAAAAAAACAACAACUAUUGGUUAAAUGUACAGCAAUAGUCAAAAGGGAAUUUUGAAAUAAGAAAUGAGAGGGAUACCACUGAAAAUGACUGUGGUUACAUUACAUCUAUUGUUUUUAAAACUGAGAAGAGUUUUGCUCUGUGUAAUAAUUGUAUCCGCUCAUUUUAUACAUGCUUGUUUUGAUCAUUGCACUGUUUUGUACCUCUUUUGUACACCAUUUAAUUUUCUUUAAAUAAAUAUUAAUUUU
Onychostoma macrolepis is the source of this 3246-nucleotide messenger RNA. It is a transcript of the gene mtmr8, whose product is annotated as myotubularin related protein 8. Gene Ontology annotation, biological process: negative regulation of autophagy; dephosphorylation. The transcript is spliced from 14 exons. Bases 222 to 2123 code for a protein of 633 amino acids. The record is from RefSeq and is a predicted model, not a curated record. Gene Ontology annotation, cellular component: nuclear envelope. Gene Ontology annotation, molecular function: phosphatidylinositol-3,5-bisphosphate phosphatase activity. NCBI's taxonomy places the organism in Eukaryota, Metazoa, Chordata, Actinopteri, Cypriniformes, Cyprinidae.